Messenger RNA from Xenia sp. Carnegie-2017, 1773 nucleotides. Its product is annotated as ribonuclease H2 subunit A-like. The coding region runs from base 144 to 1097 and encodes 317 amino acids. Gene Ontology annotation, cellular component: ribonuclease H2 complex. Gene Ontology annotation, molecular function: RNA-DNA hybrid ribonuclease activity; RNA binding. Gene Ontology annotation, biological process: DNA replication, removal of RNA primer; mismatch repair. Lineage: Eukaryota; Metazoa; Cnidaria; Anthozoa; Malacalcyonacea; Xeniidae. The record is from RefSeq and is a predicted model, not a curated record. The transcript is spliced from 8 exons.
UUUUCCCGUUGGCGACAAAUGUGACGGCAAAAAGACGAUCAGGCAACUGGCGGUGAUUGUGAAAAUUGCUAUCAUUUAUGACGAUCGCUACGCAGAAAAUACACUUCACAUGAAAAAUUAAUAAAUUUCAUUGCAAAUAUAAAAUGGAGGAAGAAAACACUGAAGAGAAUGAUGUUCAUAGCAUUGAUCUAAAUGAAUUUCACUCAAAUUCCUCUGGAACUUUUGAUCUUAAAUCAAACGUUCCAGAUGUUGCGAAAUUGGAGCCAUGUUGUAUGGGCAUUGAUGAAGCUGGCCGUGGACCCGUGUUGGGUCCCAUGGUUUACAGUACAAGUUUUUGUCCACUAUCGCAAGAUGAAAAACUUAAAGAAUUAGGCUUUGCAGAUUCAAAGAAACUAAAUGAAGAGCAACGUGAGGCAUUUUUCAAAGUCAUCAACCAAAACAGCAACAUCAUGGGUUGGAUAACACGAAUACUUUCUCCAAACUACAUUUCAAAUGAAAUGUUACGAAGGUUUAAAUAUAACCUCAACCAGAUGUCACAUGACACAGCCAUAUGGCUGAUCAAAAAUGUCCUUGACAGUGGUGUGGACCUUAAAGAGGUAUAUGUGGACACAGUUGGAGAUCCAAAGAAAUAUCAAAAAAAACUUGAGUUAGAAUUUCCGCAACUUCAGAUAAUUGUAGAAAAAAAGGCUGAUGCACAUUUUCCUAUUGUCAGUGCAGCAAGUAUAUGUGCAAAGGUUGCAAGGGAUAGAGUCAUUCAGACUUGGAAAUUUGUUGAAAAAAAGAAUUUUCCAAAGGAAUAUGGAUCGGGUUACCCUUCUGAUCCAUCAACAAAGAAAUGGCUUGCCGAUAUUGUCGACAAGGUUUUUGGAUAUCCGCAGUUUGUCCGCUUUAGUUGGUCAACUUGUAAAGAUAUUUUAGAUAAACGAUGCGUUCCAGUUGAAUGGGAUGAUGAUGAUAAUGAUGAAGGGAAUGCGAAGAAUCUCAAAGGCACAGCGAGUAUAAAGUCGUAUUUUGGCAAACAGGAAAAUAAAACAGUAGAAGCAAAACCUCAUCAAUUUUUUCAAGAACGAUGUUUAAAGUCAGCAACGUCUUUUUAACUAUUUUUUAAACAUGAGCACUUUGCUUGGUGUUUGUGCAAGUUAAUAACACGAUACUGACAUUGUCCUUUUACAUACAAAGUUAAGAUGUCACUUUUUUGAUAUUUAGUUCACACUCUAAACAACAAUAAAAAACCAAGUUAGUAUAGUCCUGAGAAGGACUGUUUUGUUGUCGUCGAAACGUCAGUCAACAACAACAAAAACAGUCCUUCGCAGGACUAUACUAACCUGGACGAUCUACAUUUAUACAAAAAUGUAACGAUACUCUCGGGUUCGAACCAUUUACUUUAAUAUACCAACUGAGGGCAUUUCGCGUUAAACUGCAUCUAUGUAGACGUCAGCAUAAGUAUUGUUGCCAGGGUCAUGCGUGGCAGAUUUUAUCUAGACUUAAAUAUUUGUCCCGGCGAACAGUGUUACACCAUUGGAACCAAAGAUAAGAAUAUAAUAUUUCUAACUGAAACGCUGAAUAAUUGAGUCAAAGAGUUGUUUUAAAAACUGUCAAGGUAGCUAAUAACGCCGAUUAUGCAAGAAGUCAAGAGCUCUUCCAUAUUCUAAGUGUGUUGAAAACAAAAUGAAAAAUUUGACAACUUUGCUUAAAGUAUUUAUUGUCAAACGUUAGAAUUUAUCAUAAGCUGUCAUUAUAACAUUAUCACCUCUAAUAAACAAUUGAUUUGUA